Molecule: messenger RNA, 543 nt
Organism: Conger conger (European conger)
Lineage: Eukaryota; Metazoa; Chordata; Actinopteri; Anguilliformes; Congridae
Gene: ndufa6
Product: NADH:ubiquinone oxidoreductase subunit A6
Exons: 3
Coding region: 73-459 (128 amino acids)
Biological process (GO): response to oxidative stress
Source: RefSeq, a predicted model, not a curated record
GUUCACUAUUUCCGGUUUGCUAUGGGAACUGAGCAUGUGUGAGACCGACGCGUAGAGGACGCAGCAACAAACAUGGCGACACCAGCGGCAGCCCGCGGCGCAGCUGGAGCCGUCCGAGUUGUUAAACCUAUUUUCAGUCGGGACCUGGAUGAAGCCAAGCGUCGAGUUCGGGAGCUCUACAAGGCAUGGUACCGAGAAGUGCCAAACGCAGUGACAAUGUUCCAGCUGGAUAUAUCAGUUCAGCAGGGCAGAGACAAAGUGAGAGAGAUGUUUCACAAGAACAAACACAUCACUGACCCCAGAGUAAUUGACAUGCUUGUUAUCAAGGGUAAAAUGGAGCUGCAGGAGACCAUACAUGUUUGGAAGCAGAAGACCCAUAUUAUGCGGUACUUCCAUGAGACCCAGAGCCCUCGCCCAACGGACUUCCUGUCCAAAUUUUACUCUGGGCAUGACCCUUGAACUGUCACCCCUCCCCCAAUCCCAUUUCCAGUGUAACAAGAAGUUUUCCAUUGUUGAUCUGUAAAUACACACCAUGAUACCCAA